GCGCUCAUUUAUUGCCGUCCUCGAGCCCACAGCAGCAAGACGCAAAUCGUGAUCCGUGUCAAGUGAAAAAUUGUUUGCAGCGAAUCGUUCGCUGGUUUCUGAAGGAAGAUUUUCGUAUCUACCGAAGUUGUGCGGGAAGAUUUUUGUCGAACCAAGAAGGUUCACAAGGUCUUUGGGGUUUGAUCGUUGGUUCGUGCCGCGUACUCAAGCGAAAAUGGCAAAAUUCAACAACGCAAUAGUGUUUGGGCUCGUUCUCAUCUUUGCAUCCGCCUUCGCGAAAUCUGACAGCGGUGCUUGUGAAAUCAAUGUUGAGGGAUGUAGCCCCAACUACUCGAGCUUCGAUGUCACAAACAAGACGUUGGAAAAGGACCUGAGAAAGUACGCCAGUCAGCUGGUGGACAAAUCGUACCACUUCCUCAUCCUGUCGUCCACGUUCAACAAGUUCAAUUUGGACCGCCCUGGGUUCGAGAAGCUGUACCGCAAGAUUAGCGACAAAGCGUGGGCCGAUGCCAUCGAUUUGAUCAAGUACCAGAGCCGCCGUGGAUCUUUCGGUCACCUGGUCAAUCCACGCGAGGAGGUACCCAAGGAGCAGGGUAAUAUCUUGAUCCGCUCUGGAAACUACCAGAAGGCAAAGGAGCUCAAAGAGCUCGGCUCACUGCAGUUCGCCCUGGAGUACGAGAAGGCGUUGGCCCAGGAAGCGCACGCCAUCCAUCGCAAGGUUUCGCACGCCCACAAGUCCGGCGAUGAGCACCAUCACUACGAUCCAGAUGUAGCCCACUACUUGGACGAAAACAUCAUCGAGUACCAGUCGGGCACCGUGCGUGAGCUUGCUGGGUACAUUCAUAAUCUGAAGCACUUCUCGGAGAAGUCGCAGGGUGCAAGUGAUCUGGGAGUGCAUCUGUUUGACGAAUUCCUGGCCAAGGCUCAGUAAAGGCUUGGAUAGCUUUGCCCCAGCCUAAAGAAAAAUAAAUGCAUAGCGUUUCGUGAAAUUGCCGCUCUGUAGCGCAAUGUUCCAUUUGAAAUAAACCCACUGUAUUUUUGUGAUCUAGCGAGGAAAGCGGCGUGAUUGGCCAAGAAUGAGCUAUUGAAAUAAAGAAUCCAGCUCGGAACAGGUACACAAAA
Anopheles aquasalis is the source of this 1122-nucleotide messenger RNA. RefSeq names its product ferritin 2 light chain (gene Fer2LCH). Gene Ontology annotation, cellular component: cytoplasm. Gene Ontology annotation, molecular function: ferrous iron binding; ferric iron binding. The record is from RefSeq and is a predicted model, not a curated record. Gene Ontology annotation, biological process: iron ion transport; intracellular iron ion homeostasis. NCBI's taxonomy places the organism in Eukaryota, Metazoa, Arthropoda, Insecta, Diptera, Culicidae.